Saccostrea cuccullata (small rock oyster) is the source of this 3990-nucleotide messenger RNA. RefSeq lists its product as uncharacterized. The annotation marks the transcript as partial. The record is from RefSeq and is a predicted model, not a curated record. The transcript is spliced from 2 exons. NCBI's taxonomy places the organism in Eukaryota, Metazoa, Mollusca, Bivalvia, Ostreida, Ostreidae.
GAGAAAGAAAAGUUUUUCCGUGAGAUAUGGACGAGCUUGGAAACAAAGGAUGCGUCUCUGCAAAACCAUAUUCAAAGGGAAAGGAUGUUUGCUGUUGGAUUUCAUGAAAAUGAAUGCAUUGAAAAAAUCAAGCUGUCAGUUGUUGAUGUUGUCCAAAAUCUUGAUCACUGGGGUGAAAAACUUCCGCACUCCUGGGCUAUGUUUGAAAACUUCUUCCAGGAAAAGAAAAACCUUAAAAUCAUCAACAAAGAGACACUUUUGGCUUUCAAUGAAGCAUUGCCACAAGAAUUGAAGUUGGGAACAGUCGAUGAUAUUAACACCAUGUUGCAGUUUUUCCAUGACAUCAGAGAAAUUUUACACUUUGACCAAGAAUCUCUGAGAGGAAUAAUAAUUCUUGAUGUUCAAUGGUUUGCAGAUGUUCAAUGGUUUGCAGAUGCAUUCAAAAAUGUCAUUACUGAUAAAAACCAUGCGGCUGAGGACCUAUUUAAGCUUGCCUCACAAUGGGACAAAUUCAAUGAAACUGGAGAACUCAGUGACACACUGCUGUCUGCGAUAUGGGAAAUGAACAACAAUGGGUACCUUGAACACAAAGAAGAUAUCAUGCGCUACAUGGAGAAGCUAGGACUCUUGGCUAAAAUGGAAGACAGCAAUUGGUAUGUUCCCUGUAUGAACAAAAAAACAUUUCCUGUACAUAGUUUUUCAUCAUACACCGCCUCCUCCAUCCUAUGCUACAUGUUUGAUGUUCUUCCUGCUGGAAUUUUUCAGCGUCUUGUAGCAAGUUGUGUGCAGUUUCCAUGGAAAAUUGUCAAAGUAAAUGAAGACGGAAAAGAACAACCAUGCAUUUACCAGACAGCGGCCGUGUUUCUGUUCGAGAAACACUGUGUUCUGCUUGGAAUGACCCAAUCAGAAAUUCAGUUGCAGGUGUACGUUAUUGAGGGAGAAGUUGAUAUACCCACAUGUAUCAAGAUAAGAGAGAAAAUUGAAGAUGAAUUGCACACUCUGUCCUCUACAUUUCAAAGAAACUUGAAAUUCCAAGUUGGCUUUAAAUGCAAACCUAUUGGCUUUUGUGACAGUAAAAAAAGUCACGUGAUCAAGGAAUCUGAGCUAACAGAGCCGACUCUUUUGUGCCCUUCCUGUCCUGUAGAGAAAAAGCACAAUAUUGACACAACAGAAAUCCUCGAAUACUGGAAACAGAUGAGGACAAGCGCUUCCACAACUCCAAUCGCCUCAGGACGCGACCUGGGGGACCAAACUAGAUUUGCAAAACUCGGAAUGGCAACAAACGAUGUGUUAAAUCAGGCAUACAGAGAUAUACUGGAGUUGGAGGUGUCACCUUCUGACAUUGAGAACAAAGUCAAAGCAUCACCUGUUUAUAAAAGAUUGCGCCCGGAACAGGAGCAUACCUUGCAGGAUGCUAAACAUUCUGGAUAUAAAAAUUUUGAUAUCUCGUUAACUUACAUGUUGAUCAGAAAUAUUUGUAAGAAGGUUCCUAAACCAACAAAGCGAAAAUGGGGAGACGAGCCUGCAGCAGGAGAGGAAACCGUGGGUGAUGAUAUCGAGAGAAUUAGGUCAAUCCGGAACGGUUUGACUGCACAUGUGAGCUCAGCCUCCACAUCAAAGUCAGAAUUCCAGAAAAUCUGGUCCAUUAUCUCAGAUAUCUGCAAAAGAUUGGAAACUUAUACUGGAAAGAAGUAUUUGGAUGACCUCAAUAAAAUCCAAAAAUUGACCUUGAGAAUGGAAGAUGAAAAUGCCAUUAUAGAAAAGAUCAAAAUGGAAAGUCUGCAUAAAAUGGUGAAAAAAUUGUGUUUAGAUAUGGAAGAUGUGAAAGCAGCAGUAGAAAAGGCUUGAAAUGAAGCAUGCAUGGAAUUAAGAGUGUAAAUAUGAACUUUUCCUUUGAUACAAGGAAAGUAAAAUGUGUAUUAUUUUAUAUAAACUAAGUAGUUAUAUUCCAGUUAAAAAUUAAUCUUUUUUUCUAAUAAUAGAUACAAGUAAAUAGAUCUGAAUUUUUUUAGUAAACUUGAUUUGUAUUCAAAUUAAAAAAGCACUGAUCAUGAAUUUGAAAAUAUUUUAUCUGUGACUUUAGAAAGACAAGACAACUAAAUAUGUAACACUGAGUGAUCAUAUUACAUGUAUAUCAAAGAAAAUAUUUGGAAAGUCAAAGUGCAUAUAUUGAAACUGUAUUAUAUGUAUGAUUGAUUGUAUAUUGUUUAACGCCGAGUCGGCAAUUUUUCAGCCAUAUUUCGGCAGACUAUUAGGUUAAUGGAUCAGUAAAGUUUUUGGUUUCUCUGGCUAUUAUAUGUAUGAAUUAUAUGUAUGAAUCAAAAUUUAGCUGUGUAUCAGAUUAAGUUAUAGUGGAUGUUAUGAAUCUGCUACUUUCUCAUACAUGUACUUCAGAAUGACCUUUUAGGUCACCUAGACUCAGGUGACUUAUUGUUAUCUGUUUUCGUCCGUUGUGUGUUAACAUUUGAACAUUUUCAGCUUCUUCUCUGCAACAGCACAACCAAUUUAAACCAAAUUUGGUACAAUACAUCUAUGGGUACAGGGGAAAAAAUAAAUGUGAAUUUUAUUGUCCCUGUCCCCCUGGGGCCUUAGGGGAGGUGCCAAAACCACAAGAAUUAAUGUAAUCCUUAAAAAUCCUCUUCUUUAGUCCUAAACAUGAAGCAGUAAAACUGUUGGCAUGAUUGUAAUCAGCAUGGAAUCCUCUACCAAAAUUGUGGAAUUCAUGGCCUCAUGAUCAGGGGUCCUAGUACUUGGACGAGGCUAAAUAGAUUAUAUAGUGAAAAUGCAUAUUUUUAAUUAUGACAUUUCAUAGUUAUGUUUAGCAAAAAUGCCUCAUCCAAAAUUAUUAAUUUUAUGGCCCCAGGGUCAGGGAGUUUGGUGUUAGGGCGGGCGCUAUUGAUUAUGUAGUGAAAUUGCAUAAAUUCUUUGAAAAUCUUCUUUUCUAGACCUGGGUAUUAAAUAGUAUUUGUUAUGAUCAGCAAGCAAGAAUGUCUCUUUUACAAUUUUAAUUUCCAUGGCCCCAGGGUCAGGAUUUCUUAUUUUAAUGUGGAGCUGUAUUGGUUCUAUAGUGAAAAUACAUUAAUCCUUUAAAACUCUUUUCCUUUGUUUAAGGGCAUUAAAUUAAUGAACUACAUAACUUUGACGAGGAAGGGUGGUUCUUCCCAAUUUAUGAAUUACAGUGCCACUGGGUCAGGGGUUCUGAUGUUAAGUCGGGGAUCUAAUGACUAUAUAGUUAAGAUACAUGAAGUACCGGGGUAUUUGAAAAUAUUUUUCUUAGCUCCUGGUAAAUAUGACAAUGAUCCAAUUACUUAUGAUAACAAAAGUUCCCUCUUUCCAAAUGAUUAAAUUUAGGUCCCCUGACAGGGGUAGAGAGGGUUAGGAUCCUUUGUCUGAUAAUGAAUUAAUGCCAGGAGAUCUGCUCUUUGGUGUGAUGAAAUAAAAUUUGUAAAAUUUUGAAAUAUGUGGGCCCCAUUGUCGGUGGUUCGUAUGGGGGUAGGUUUGAGUGCACAACUGGUGGUUAUAAUGUUGAAAUAUAUAUUUUCACUUUGUUAUUCUGAACUAUCUCUGAGCAUUAAGUAACUAAAGUAAGCAUGCUAAGUGUAAAAUUAUGAGAAUUAUACAUGUACCUCUUUCAAAUUUAUGAAUUUCAUUGCUUUUGGUUUAAAGUACGAACCAAAUUCAAUUGUUGGAAAGUUGUUACAUGAUUCUCUGGUGACCUAUAAAGCCAAUCGGACUCUUGUGUAAUUAACAUGAAAAAAACUAUCAGAUAAUUCUUUUGUCUAAUUCUUUAUUUAUUUUACACAAUCUGUUUCAUUGUUCAUCAUACAAAAUAUGGAAUUUUUAGGAUUUUUUACAGAUUGUUUUUUAUAAGGAGAGAUUGUGAUAGAGGGCGGAAGAGAGAAGGUGAAAGAGUCAGAGAUCUAGAGUUGGCAUGUUAAAUCCUUUGAAUAAUAAAUAAGACUUUCAUUUUUUAACAUUUUAUAUAUAAGA